AGUUGCCCCUGAAAUUCAACAGAUUUACACACACACUCGCAACUUUUUAGCUAUGCUACCCACACAUUUACAAAUUUAUUUUUCCGACUGUCAAAACAAAAUUCUGAGUGAGAGAACCGGACCUAAUAAAAAUUUUUACUGUAAUAAGAAUUUUAUGCGUUAGAGCGAGUAAGUGGAAAUGAAGCAAAAUUUGACAGCUUUGAUCACAGAGGCUGUGACUUUAGCAAAAGUUUGACAUCUUUGAUCACAGUAGGCUGUAAAUAAAAGCGUUAAUUUUGCAAAAACAUUUGAAGAUUGCCGAAACAUUGCGAUUUAAUCAUAUAAUUAAGUCAGGCUCCACACCAGCAUAUCCACCACCUUCAACGCCGCCACCAAUAAACAGCGCUGCAUACAUUAUUCGGUAAGUUUUCAUGCGACGAAUAAACGUUGCUUCUGCUGCAACUGCCUACAUUAAUCAUGUUCCUGGUGCUUCCCGAUUUGCACAUUUCAAAAGAAAAGCUGUUUUUGCAAUUAAUAAACCUUAUGGCGUACAGAAACAGCUUCCUCUAAAAACCUGCGAAGCGUGAAGUACCUGGAACAGGCUUAUUUAGUGCGUUCCAGAACGUCUACGAUUUGCAGGUUUUGCAGGAUUUAGUCCAAAGUCGUUCCCGUACGCCACGUUCACAUAAGGCUUAUUAAAGGCAAAAACAGCUGUUCCGGAAAACCUGCAAAUCCUGCAAAUCGUGAAGUACGGGAACAGGCUAAUUAUGUGCAAAUGUAAACAACAAAAGAAAGUGCAGUGUUUACAUAUGUAAAAAGUGUAGUAGGACUGGUGAAUGCGGUCAUUCUGGAAGCCAUAGUUUACAAAGUGUAGUGCACAGUUCAACAACAGUGAUUGGGUUUGCUACUUCAUAGCAGCAGUGGAAAUGGAAACAUUGCUCUGCUAUUGCUACUUCUCUACUUGAAUAGAUAAGAAGCACGGCCAGAAUCGGAAAACACACGAGGACCUUCCUUGUUUUACUUGGUUCUAUGUUUCGUUGAGGCACAGAUCAGCAAUGGAUUUGUCACCACUGUUCCUGGGAGAUACCGAAGCCCUCUCUCCACCACGCACGAGCAACACAGGUGUAGCCCUACAUAGAAAGCGCUUUCAUGUGGCACUGCCUUACGAGGAGCGCUUUGUCUCCCAGCCAACAGUAACCACCAAAAGGGUGUAGCCACUACACCAACAACAAGCAACACAGGUCAACAAUUUACCUUGUCUUACCUGCUGGAGAGGCAAAAAGAAAUGUUUGAUGGCGUCAUGGCCGCCAUUGGAAGAGUUGAGUCAAAGGUGGAAGGAAUAGCAAAUGCUCUGGCCGAAAAGAUGCCCGAACGCGCGGAAGUUCAAGCUCAAGGGCAGCUACUGCGAGAGUGCAAAGUGGUGACCUCGAAAGUUCACCAAAGUAUUUCCCGAAUCACUGGAGAUGCUAUUAGUAAAGAGCAUACUUUGCUUCAAAGUAUGCUUCCACUAUCAUCCCAGGAAAAGUUAAAUACUUUGGAGAAUCUUUUGGGAAACAAACCACACUCCGAUGCGAUGCUGAACAUAAUUUUAAAAUUGAAGGGUGCUAAGGGUUGUGUGAAACACGUGUUGAGAAGCAUUUUUGCCGACACUCUACUCAUUUCAUACAAUUAUGAGGGCAAAGCCAACAAAGCUCCACUUCUGGGGCUAAAAACAAUAGAAUUAGUUUUCGAUGCGUUUGUGAGUAUGCCCAAAAUUGACCUCAUUGCGGAAAUCAGAAAGCACGUGUUCCUAAGCCACAAUAGGUACAAACAAAUUGUAAUAAAAAAAAAAAUUAAACAUAAUAACAAAUCUAACAAUAAUUAAUUUAAUUACCUUAUUAUUAAUCUCUAAAAAAAAGUAACAUAAAAAUUUAAUAACUUUCCAAUCUAAAUUUCAAAAACGUUAUUUAAAUACGGCUAUUCGGGAUUUUUUGUAUAUCGACUGCGGAGUGGAAGAUCGACCUCGGCAGCCAGUUCGAAAAUGCCCUAUCUCAAAAAACUUUUCAAGAACGCCCUAUUUCA
Messenger RNA from Rhagoletis pomonella (apple maggot), 2040 nucleotides. RefSeq lists its product as uncharacterized. NCBI's taxonomy places the organism in Eukaryota, Metazoa, Arthropoda, Insecta, Diptera, Tephritidae. The record is from RefSeq and is a predicted model, not a curated record. The coding region runs from base 1265 to 1843 and encodes 192 amino acids. The transcript has 9 exons.